CGGCGGCAGCAGGAGAAGGCGGCGGCGGCGGCUGGGGAUCAGACAUGGCGGCGGAUCUGAACCUGGAGUGGAUCUGCUCCCUGCCCCGGUCCUGGACUUACGGGAUCACCAGGGGCGGCCGAGUCUUCUUCAUCAACGAGGAGGCGAAGAGCACCACCUGGCUGCACCCCGUCACCGGCGAGGCCGUGGUCACCGGACACCGGCGGCAGAGCACAGAUUUGCCUACUGGCUGGGAAGAAGCAUAUACUUUUGAAGGUGCAAGAUACUAUAUAAACCAUAAUGAAAGGAAAGUAACCUGUAAACAUCCAGUCACAGGACAGCCAUCACAGGACAAUUGUAUUUUUGUAGUGAAUGAACAGACUGUUGCAACCAUGACAUCUGAAGAAAAGAAGGAACGACCUAUAAGCAUGAUAAAUGAAGCUUCUAACUAUAAUAUGACUUCAGAUUAUGGAGUGCAUCCGAUGAGCCCUGUAGGCAGAACUUCACGGUCUUCAAAAAAAGUUCACAAUUUUGGAAAAAGAUCAAAUUCAAUUAAAAGGAAUCCUAAUGCACCUGUGGUCAGGCGAGGCUGGCUUUAUAAACAGGACAGUACCGGCAUGAAGCUAUGGAAGAAACGCUGGUUCGUGCUUUCUGACCUUUGCCUCUUUUAUUACAGAGAUGAGAAAGAAGAGGGUAUCCUGGGAAGCAUACUAUUACCUAGUUUUCAGAUAGCCAUGCUUACCUCAGAGGAUCACAUUAACCGCAAAUAUGCUUUUAAGGCAGCCCAUCCAAACAUGCGGACCUAUUAUUUCUGCACUGAUACAGGAAAGGAAAUGGAGUUGUGGAUGAAAGCCAUGUUAGAUGCUGCCCUAGUACAGACAGAACCUGUGAAAAGAGUGGACAAGAUUACAUCUGAAAAUGCCCCAACUAAGGAAAUCAAUAACUUUCCCAACCAUAGAGUGCUAAUUAAACCAGAGGUCCAAAAUAACCAGAAAAACAAAGAAAUAAGCAAAAAUGAAGAAAAAAAGGCAUUGGAAGCUGAAAAAUACGGAUUUCAGAAGGAUGGUCAAGAUAGACCUUUAACAAAAAUUAACAGUGUGAAGUUGAAUUCUCUGCCAUCUGAAUAUGAGAGCGGGUCAACAUGUCCAGCUCAGACUGGACACUAUAGACCAGUCAACAUGAACAGUUCAGAGAACAAAACUGUCAAUGUCAGCCUGGCAGAUCUUAGAGGUGGAAACCACCCAAAUACCGGGCCCUUACACACAGAAGCUGAUCGAGUCAUACAGAGGACAAACUCAAUGCAACAGUUGGAACAGUGGAUUAAAAUCCAGAAGGGGAGGGGUCAUGAAGAAGAAACCAGGGGAGUCAUUUCAUACCAAACAUUACCAAGAAAUAUGCCAAGCCACAGAGCCCAGGUUAUGGCCCGCUAUCCAGAAGGUUACAGAACACUCCCCAGAAACAGCAAGACCCGGCCUGAAAGCAUCUGCAGUGUAACCCCUUCCACUCGUGACAAAUCAGUAGGGCCUGGAGCAGAAGAGAAACGGAGAUCAAUGAGAGAUGACACGAUGUGGCAGCUUUACGAAUGGCAGCAGCGUCAGUUUUAUAAUAAGCAGAGCACCCUCCCUCGUCACGGUACUUUGACCAGUCCUAAAACCAUGGUUAAUAUUUCUGAUCAGACAAUGCACUCUAUUCCCACAUCACCUUCCCAUGGGUCAAUAGCUGCUUAUCAGGGAUACUCCCCUCAACGAACAUACAGAUCAGAAGUGUCUUCGCCAAUUCAGAGAGGAGAUGUGACGAUAGACCGCAGGCACAGGGCCCAUCACCCUAAGCAUGUCUAUGUGCCUGACAGAAGGUCAAUGCCAGCUGGCCUGACUUUACAGUCUGUUAGUCCCCAGAGCCUCCAAGGCAAAACGCCAGAGGAGCUUACGCUGCUGCUAAUAAAGCUGAGACGGCAGCAGGCCGAACUGAGUAGUGUCCGGGAGCAUACAUUAGCACAGCUCAUGCAGCUGAAACUUGAGGCCCACAGCCCAAAGAAUGAAAUUCUUUCACAUCAUCUUCAAAGGAACACCAUAUAUUUGGAUCAUCAGAUGAAAGAAAAUGAACCUAUUAUCACCAUGGUUCACACAAUGAUUGAGAACUCGGCGCUAAGACCCCAACUGUACCAGCAACUGUCACAAGAUGAAUGUAGAGGCACAUUAUACAAAUACAGACCCGAAGAAGUGGAUAUUGAUGCCAAGCUAAGCCGGUUAUGUGAACAAGAUAAAGUGGUACAUGCUCUGGAAGAGAAACUUCAGCAACUCCACAAGGAGAAAUACACGCUUGAGCAAGCUUUGCUAUCAGCCAGCCAAGAGAUAGAAAUGAAUGCAGAUAACCCAGCAGCCAUUCAGACCGUGGUGUUACAGAGGGACGAUUUACAAAAUGGACUGCUUAGUACGUGUAGAGAACUCUCUCGAGCCACUGCCGAACUGGAACGAGCAUGGAGAGAGUAUGAUAAGUUAGAAUAUGAUGUGACUGUUACCAGGAACCAGAUGCAAGAACAGCUAGAUCGCCUUGGUGAAGUUCAGACUGAAUCAGCAGGAAUUCAGCGUGCACAGAUUCAGAAAGAACUUUGGAGAAUUCAAGAUGUCAUGGAAGGACUGAGUAAACACAAACAGCAAAGAGGCACUACAGAAACAGGUAUGACAGGAUCAAAGCCUUUCUCAACAGUUAAGUACAAAAACGAGGAAGAGGAAGUAGUCCCACCUCGUCCUCCACUUCCUCGGUCCUAUGACUUUACAGAGCAGCCUCCCAUAAUCCCCCCUCUGCCCAGUGAUAGCAGCUCCUUGCUCUGUUAUAGCAGGGGCCCAGUCCAUCUGCCUGAAGAAAAGAAGAUUCAUCAAGUUCAAGGAUAUCCAAGAAAUGGAUCUCACUGUGGUCCGGAUUAUAGACUCUACAAAAGUGAACCAGAGUUAACAACAGUGGCAGAAGUUGAUGAGUCUAAUGGAGAAGAAAAAUCAGAACCUGUUUCAGAAAUGGAAACUUCUGUUAAAGGUUCCCAUUUUCCUGUUGGAGUAGUUCCUCCAAGGACCAAAUCACCAACACCUGAAUCUUCAACGAUAGCCUCUUAUGUAACCUUAAGGAAAACUAAGAAGAUGAUGGAUUCAAGAACGGAAAGACCAAGAAGUGCAGUGGAACAGCUCUGUUUGGCUGAAAGUACUCGACCUAGGAUGACUGUGGAAGAGCAGAUGGAAAGAAUAAGGAGACAUCAACAAGCGUGCCUGAGGGAAAAGAAAAAAGGAUUAAAUGUUAUUGGUUCUUUAGACCAGUCACCCUUACAAAGUCCCUCAGGCUUAAGGGAUAAUCCGUUCAGGAUUACCCAGACUCGAAAAAGGGAUGAUAACAUUAAGGAACUGGAUAUUGUCAUUAGAGAAAAUGAUGUGAAGCCAAACCAUGAAACUCCUGCAGCAGAAAUUGUUCGACUAAAAGAAAGUGAACCUCAAAAUACAGAUUUCAGCAAAGAGUUGAAAAGCACUGAGGACAUUUUUUCCACAACACUUUUUAAACCUGAACCAAAUGGAGUGAAUUCUGAGGAAGUGAUGGAUAAAGAGAGAAACAAAGAGAAAAUGUCUGAGGAUGUUUCAUUCAGCCCUCAGGAUGAGACACAGAUCCCAAAUCAUAAAGCAGAAAGCCACCCUGAAGAAAAUAUAAAGGACGAUAUUCAUGAGGAGGAAGAAACUAUUGCUUCUUGUGAACAAACUCCUGAGGCUUCUAAAGGAAAUCAAACGAUGGCAGUGAAAAGUCUGUCCCCAUCUCCUGAGUCCUCGGCAUCUCCGGUUCCAGCCGCCCAGCCGCAGCUCACAGAAGGAUCCCAUUUCAUGUGUGUGUAGUCUCAGAAAAACUAUCCUGACUUCUGUCAAAACCAUUGAAAGCUAAGGACGUGGACCUUCAGCAAUGUGAGAAGAUAUUGUACAGUAUACUUUAAAUCUAUGAAAUUCAUAGUUCUGAUGCUUUUGGCCACAGAGCAUCAUUUUAUCACUUCUGGAAAAUGUUUAUUCCAAACAGCUUUAAUGGCUCAUAUGUACACUCCGUAAUCCUAAGGUUGUUGUUCUGACACCAGCUUGCUGCUAUGAUUUCAGAGCACAUAAGUAAAGGUGCUUUUUUAAUGUGCGGUCUACAGCCAGAGCUCACUCAGUUGCUGAUUUCCAGAUUUUGAUGUUUCUAAAAUUUAGGUGGAUUUAUAUUUCUUUUUGCUUUUCAGUACAUAAAUUUAGUUAUUAUUUCGAAUGAAGCUUGUUUUCCUUUUUUUUUUUUUUUUUCCUUCCCAUUUUUGGCUACUGCAAUGGUUUGUUUCACACUUGAUUUGUAAAAAUUUUAUAUAUAUAUUUAAAAUGUGCCAUUUUAUUACUGCUAAGUGAAGAAUGUCCUGUUUUCUGCUACUAUUAUUUCUCAGAUUGCAGCGUCAGCAGUUACUGCCACACUCUUGUCAGCUUAAACACAAAUGUUACCGCUUCCUGUUUCUUAAAGGUACAAUUUAAAAUGUAGGUAUUUUGAAGUACUGGGCUUAUACUUCAUUGGGAUAGAUGUGUACAGCAAUAAGCAGGUUUUCCAAUCCAGUACUUAGUUUGUGUACAAAUGUAAUUAUGUUCGUUGUGUAUAUAUUAUACAAUGAGCACAUGUAAGUAUUAAAGGCUACUUACUAUUGUUUAAAUGCAAAUGUUCAUAUCUCAUUUCUUUUUUAUCAUGUUAAAUAAAUGUUGAUGUUCUUAAAUCA
Messenger RNA from Prionailurus viverrinus (fishing cat), 4729 nucleotides. RefSeq names its product pleckstrin homology domain containing A5 (gene PLEKHA5). The record is from RefSeq and is a predicted model, not a curated record. Lineage: Eukaryota; Metazoa; Chordata; Mammalia; Carnivora; Felidae. Bases 45 to 3845 code for a protein of 1266 amino acids. Gene Ontology annotation, molecular function: phosphatidylinositol-3-phosphate binding; phosphatidylinositol-4-phosphate binding; protein binding. Gene Ontology annotation, cellular component: cytosol. The transcript has 30 exons.